Molecule: messenger RNA, 1592 nt
Organism: Xyrauchen texanus (razorback sucker)
Lineage: Eukaryota; Metazoa; Chordata; Actinopteri; Cypriniformes; Catostomidae
Product: ATP-dependent RNA helicase DDX39A-like
Exons: 10
Coding region: 99-1382 (427 amino acids)
Biological process (GO): mRNA export from nucleus; mRNA splicing, via spliceosome
Molecular function (GO): RNA binding; RNA helicase activity; ATP binding
Source: RefSeq, a predicted model, not a curated record
AGGAGGCGGGACUUCCGGGUGGUGGUGUUAAAAACUACGACCUGCCGCGUGUGGAUUGAGGCAGCAGCAGCGCUUGUGAACUCGAUUUCUACAGAAGCAUGGCUGAGAAUGACCCUGAAAACGAGCUGUUGGAUUAUGAAGAGGAUGAGGAGCCGCAGGGAGCGCCGGAGAGCGCCGCCCCGGUGGGCAAGAAGGAGGUGAAGGGCUCCUAUGUGUCCAUCCACAGCUCCGGCUUUAGGGACUUCCUGCUCAAACCAGAGCUGCUCCGAGCCAUCGUAGACUGCGGGUUUGAGCAUCCAUCUGAAGUGCAACACGAGUGCAUUCCCCAGGCCAUCCUCGGCAUGGACAUCCUCUGUCAGGCCAAAUCCGGUAUGGGAAAGACGGCUGUGUUUGUACUCGCUACCCUACAGCAGAUCGAGCCAGUGGACGGACAGGUGUCCGUGCUGGUCAUGUGUCACACGCGUGAGCUGGCGUUUCAGAUCAGUAAGGAGUACGAGCGUUUCUCCAAGUACAUGCCCACCGUGAAAGUGGCCGUGUUCUUCGGUGGGAUGUCCAUAAAGAAGGACGAGGAUGUUCUGAAGAAGAGCUGUCCUCACAUCGUGGUGGGAACACCUGGACGAACCCUCGCCCUCAUCCGGAACAAGACCCUCAACCUGAAGAACGUCAAGCACUUUGUUCUGGACGAGUGCGAUAAGAUGCUGGAGCAGCUCGAUAUGAGGCGUGAUGUUCAGGACAUCUUCAGGUUGACCCCUCAUGAGAAGCAGUGCAUGAUGUUCAGCGCCACACUCAGUAAAGAGAUCCGACCCGUCUGCCGCAAGUUCAUGCAGGACCCGAUGGAGGUGUUUGUGGACGAUGAGACUAAGUUGACCCUUCAUGGUCUGCAGCAGUAUUACUGUAAACUGAAGGACAGCGAGAAGAACCGCAAACUCUUCGACCUCCUCGACGUCCUGGAGUUCAAUCAGGUGGUGAUAUUUGUGAAGUCUGUGCAGCGCUGUGUGGCACUCUCACAGUUACUGGUGGAGCAGAACUUCCCUGCCAUCGCAAUACACAGAGGAAUGGCCCAAGAGGAGAGGUUGUCUCGGUAUCAGCAGUUUAAAGACUUUCAGAGGAGAAUUCUAGUGGCCACAAACCUGUUCGGUCGAGGGAUGGACAUUGAGAGGGUCAACAUCGUUUUUAAUUACGACAUGCCGGAGGACUCUGACACCUACCUGCACAGGGUGGCUCGUGCCGGUCGGUUUGGAACGAAGGGUUUGGCCGUCACCUUUGUGUCAGAUGAGACUGAUGCCAAAAUCCUGAAUGACGUGCAGGACAGAUUCGAGGUUGACGUGGCAGAGUUGCCUGAUGAAAUUGACAUUUCCACUUACAUUGAGCAGUCCAGAUGAGUUCAGAAGAGUGAAGUACCAGCAGAAGCUUUCGGGUCUCAGCGGGGUGAUUGAUGGAACCUCCAUUUUUAAAACCCUUUUUACCUCAAACCUACAAUGUUUUUACUGCUUCUCUUUGGGGAUCGGGCCAGAUGUGUUUUACAACUUUGUCCUAAAUCAUGUUUUUGUUUUGGGGUUUUAAUGAAAUUAAAACUUUUUAUACAACUUCAA